AUGACAACCACAGUUCCAGCCAUUUAUGCGUUCCCAGAGUUUUCUGGCGUGGCGGCCGCAGUAGCUGACCACGUUGUAGCAGCUCAGAACGCCGCCCUGUCGGGAAAUUCUAAAGGCUCGUCGUCAGGAUCCAGUACCGGCGGCGGAUCCAACACUCCAACCAAUAGCCACAGUCGUACUCAUAGCACGAAUACCAGCCACAGCCGGAAUGGCGGGGGCGAUGGGUCGUCAGGCGGACGGCGGUUCAAAAUCGGGUUAUCAGGAGGUUCAUUAAUUGCAGUUUUAAAUGAAGGUUUAUUGGCUAGAAAUGAUGUUUUAUGGGACAAGUGGGAUAUUUAUUUUGCCGAUGAGCGGUUAGUCCCAUUUUCCGAUCCAGAGAGUAAUUACGGUUUAGUAAAGCGACAUUUGCUAGAUCUGAUUCCCGAAGACAAACCCCGUCCUCGGGUAUUCCACGUGGACGAGUCUUUAAUUGACGAUGCUCAAGAGGCAGCUGACGCUUAUGAGAAGACGCUUAUUCGAGGGUUUGCUGCUAAAGAUUCAGUCAAACUUCCAAUGUUCGACUUGCUGCUAUUGGGAUGCGCCCCUGAUGGCCAUACAUGUUCACUGUUCCCUCAUCAUCCUUUACUUCGUGAAAACCUCGCGUGGGUAGCCCCUAUAGAAGACGCCCCCAAGGCCCCUGCCCGAAGAAUCACACUGACUCUGCCCGUCAUCUGUCACUCGCAUCGUGUUACAUUUGUCGUCGAGGGUCAAGUCAAGGCCCCAAUCAUCAAGACGAUUAUGGAACGUCCCGAGAAGGGCUCUCCUUGCAGUCUUGUCAAUGAGGGAGCAGCAGGUAAAGUCAGCUGGUUUGUGGACGACGAAGCGUUAACCGGCGUGUUCGUGACCAAAAAGGAGUACAAGAUGCAAGUCAAAUAA
This is a messenger RNA of Sugiyamaella lignohabitans, 915 nucleotides long. It is a transcript of the gene SOL1, whose product is annotated as Sol1p. The transcript has a single exon. Gene Ontology annotation, biological process: carbohydrate metabolic process; pentose-phosphate shunt. NCBI's taxonomy places the organism in Eukaryota, Fungi, Ascomycota, Dipodascomycetes, Dipodascales, Trichomonascaceae. Bases 1 to 915 code for a protein of 304 amino acids. The record is from RefSeq and is a predicted model, not a curated record. Gene Ontology annotation, molecular function: 6-phosphogluconolactonase activity.